UAACCAAACGCCCCCUAAAGCUAGAACUGGCGUUACUUGUACUCAAAAUACGGUUUCUUUUUCGAAACUUUGAUCUGUUGAACUUCAACAAACCCAUCAAACCAAACUGAAUGAAAAAAAAUGGAUUCCCUUUCUUUGUAUACUCUUUCAUUAAUUACUAUAACCAUCUUCUGUUUCAUCGACCUCGCCUUUGCUAGAGGUGGAGUUCAGACUUCUCUACUCCCAGGUAGACGAUUGUUGGAUGAUGAUUUCUCCAAAUCCAGGAAUGAUGUAGCUAAGGGAUACAUGAGUAAUGCUGAUUUAGAGAAUGCUAUUAUGGCAUUUGGUGAAAGGUGCAGUAACAUUUCGAGGAUAUACAGUAUUGGAAGGAGUGUCAAUGGAUUUCCGCUGUGGGUAAUAGAAAUAUCCGAUAAGCCUGGCAGGGAAGAGCCUGAACCUGCAUUUAAGUACAUUGGAAACGUUCAUGGAGAUGAACCUGUUGGACGCGAGCUUCUGAUACGUCUUGCAAACUGGCUCUGUGAUAAUUAUGUGAAGGAUCCACUGGCAAAAUUAAUUGUCAAAAAUGUACACCUUCAUAUACUACCAUCAAUGAACCCUGAUGGAUUUGCUCUUAGAAAGAGAGGGAAUGCCAAGAAUAUUGAUUUAAAUCGAGAUUUUCCUGACCAGUUUUUCGCUAUCAAUGACUUGGAGGACGUAAGGCAACCUGAAACAAAAGCAAUUAUGCGGUGGUUGAGAAGGAUACAAUUUACGGCCUCCGCCAGUUUGCAUGGGGGGGCUCUUGUUGCAAAUUAUCCUUGGGAUGGCACUCAGGAUAAAAGGAGGGAAUACUACGCGAGCCCUGAUGAUGAAACAUUUCAGUUAUUGGCUGGAGUGUAUAGUCAUGCUCAUUAUAAUAUGUCCAAGAGCAAAGAAUUUCCUGGAGGAAUCACCAAUGGAGCAGCUUGGUACCCCAUCUACGGCGGCAUGCAAGAUUGGAACUAUAUACAUGCUGGUUGUUUUGAAUUGACAUUGGAAAUAAGUGACAAUAAAUGGCCUAAUGCUAGCGAGCUAUCAACUAUUUGGGAGUAUAAUAGAAUGAGCAUGUUAAAUCUGGUGGCAACCACUGUGAAGACUGGAAUCCAUGGAAGGAUUUUCUCAUCAGAUACUGGGAGGGCAUUGCCAGCCUCUAUCAAGAUCAAGGAGUUAAAUCAGACAGUAAAAGCUGGACGUCUGUUUGCUGAUUACCAUCGUUUACUUGUACCUGGGGUAAAAUAUCAAGUGACAGCCUCAAGUCCAGGUUACAAGUCAAAAUCAACCACUAUAUAUCUAGAGGAGGAAGCCACAACAGGGGACUUCAUUCUCGAGCCAGAAAGCAAUAGUGUGGGGGGAGUAGUAGAAACUGGCUGCCCUUGCUCUGUCAACAGCAAAAAUAGGUUUGAAGUGGUUGAUAUUCUUGCUCACCCUCAAAUGGAAAUUUCUCUCGUCAUCAUUGUAGCACUUGCGUUCCUUUUGCUUUUGUAUAAAAGAAAACUCUGUUUUAGCCUCCGAAAACAUAGACAGCUAGCUGUGCCUAAAAGGCCGAUUCUUGUAUGAACAACAGGAAACUGUGUAACCUUAGUUAGCCUUUUACCGUGGCAAUGCUGUUAAGAGGAAAUUACGGUUUAGCUCUAAUUGUAGAAAUAUUGUAAGCUUUGUGUACUAAUGUCAAAAUAAGUUUUAGAA
This is a messenger RNA of Spinacia oleracea (spinach), 1701 nucleotides long. RefSeq names its product carboxypeptidase SOL1. Gene Ontology annotation, molecular function: metallocarboxypeptidase activity; zinc ion binding. The transcript is spliced from 15 exons. Lineage: Eukaryota; Viridiplantae; Streptophyta; Magnoliopsida; Caryophyllales; Amaranthaceae. The record is from RefSeq and is a predicted model, not a curated record. The coding region runs from base 121 to 1572 and encodes 483 amino acids. Gene Ontology annotation, biological process: peptide metabolic process; protein processing.